Protobothrops mucrosquamatus (brown spotted pit viper) is the source of this 928-nucleotide messenger RNA. RefSeq names its product Ras association domain family member 3 (gene RASSF3). Gene Ontology annotation, biological process: signal transduction. The coding region runs from base 66 to 833 and encodes 255 amino acids. The record is from RefSeq and is a predicted model, not a curated record. NCBI's taxonomy places the organism in Eukaryota, Metazoa, Chordata, Lepidosauria, Squamata, Viperidae. Gene Ontology annotation, cellular component: cytoplasm. The transcript is spliced from 5 exons.
CGGAUCCCCAUGCGGCGGUGGGGACUCCUCCGGGUCCCUGCAGAAACGGCGACGGGGGGGCGCCAAUGACUUGGACUAGCAGCAUGAGUAGUGGCUACAGCAGCUGGGAAGAAUCGGAGUCCGAGGAGUUUUUCUUCACAGCUCGCACUUCUUUCUUCAGGAAAUCCUUUGGCCAAGCCAAGCCAAGCCUGCAAGAUGUUCAGAAGGAGAGAGAAACUCAUAAUUACCUCACCAAGGAAGCAAUCAAGGAAAAAGUCCAAAUAUACAAUUCAGAUGUUACUGACAAGCUAAAGAUGACAUUGAACGCAAGCGGAAUAUAUACUGGUUUCAUAAAAGUUCAGAUAGAACUUUACAGACCUAUCACUCUGCAGACUUCUGUGAAUGUAGGGAAGUAUCUCAACAGCAAUGAAACAACUUUUUAUUUGCCCAAUGGCUAUAUGAACACUCUUCAUAUCAGCAGUACUAACACAGUCCGUGAAGUGAUUGAGGCCUUGCUCAAAAAGUUUCUGGUGGCUGAUAAUCCUGCCAAGUUUGCACUUUAUAAACAAUGUCAUAAGGAAGAUCAAGUUUAUACGUGCAAGCUCUCGGAAACAGAACAUCCUCUUUAUUUGCGAUUGGUGGCUGGCCCAAGAACAGAUACGCUUAGCUUUGUUUUGCGUGAGCAUGAAUCUGGAGAGGUUUUGUGGGAAGCCUUUAGCCUUCCUGAACUACAGAAUUUCCUGCGUAUUCUGGACAAAGAAGAAGAUGAGCAACUACAAACCUUAAAAAGACGCUAUGCAGUAUACAGAGAAAAACUUGAAGAAGCUCUUCGUGGAGUUUGGAUUCCAAGUUAAAAAAGGGUCAAAGAAUACUCAGGGAAGACGUGCAUUGCUUAAUUUUAAAUAACAUGCCAGAUCCAAUACCCUUAGCAAAAUGCCUUUAAUAAAAA